GCAUAAUGCGAAUCAUUAUACUCCGUCUCUCUUUCUGUCACUCGACGCGAGAGCCAUGGCCGUUUCUCUCUCCCCAAUCCCUCCCAAACCCCCCUUCGCUUUCUCUCUCUGAAACUUCCUACCUUCCUGACUCUCUCUCUCCCUCUCCCAUUCAUACCUAUGCGGAUACAUUGAUGUACUUAUACUCUGACCGGAGAUUGCUUUAUGUAUUGUUGUCAAUAGAAACCGUAAUUCUUCGAGAAAAGACCGCCCCUAAGGAAUGGCGAUUGUUACCGGGGAUCGGUACCUGGAGAAGUUGGUGGAAUUCAUCGAGGGGCAGACCGGUCCGCUGCUUGAAGUUUCCGUCGUGCUGAAGCUCAACCCGGCGGGCUUGCACUACGUGCAGUCGCGGCUAGAGGCGCUGAAAGAGCUGGAGAGCCUGCUCGCCGGUACGCCCGUGGACUACCUCCGCGCCUACGUGUCGGACCUCGGAGACUACCGCGCGCUAGAGCAGCUCCGCCGGAUUCUCCGCCUUCUGCCCUCGCUUAAGGUAGUCUCCACUCUCCCACCGCCGUCUCGGGACCCCACGCCGCUGUCGUUGCGCCCCUUCGGUAGGCUUAAGGUUCUGGAGCUCAGAGGCUGUGAUUUGUCCACCACCGCGGCCCGAGGGUUGUUAGAGUUGAGGCACACCUUGGAAAAUAUCAUAUGCUACAAUUCCACGGAUGCUCUACGGCAUAUUUUUGCUAGUAGAAUUGCUGAGAUAAAAGGCUCUCCCCUAUGGAACCGGUUGUCCUUUGUUUCGUGUGCAUGUAAUGGCCUGGUUCUAAUGGACGAGUCUUUGCAACUUCUUCCUGCUGUUGAAACUCUUGAUCUUAGCCGCAACAAGUUUGCAAAAGUGGAUAACCUUCGCAAGUGUGCCAAAUUGAAGCACCUGGAUCUUGGUUUUAAUAACCUUAGAUCAAUUUCAUACUUCAGGGAGGUCUCCUGUCGUAUUGGUAAACUUGUUUUGAGGAACAAUGCUCUAACCACGUUGCAUGGAAUUGAGAAUUUGAAGUCACUCGAAGGGCUUGAUGUUUCCUACAACAUUAUUUCCAAUUUUUCAGAGAUAGAUUUCCUUGUGUGCCUUCCAUCUCUACGAAGCUUAUGGUUGGAAGGAAAUCCAUUAUGUUGUGCCAGAUGGUAUAGAGCGCAAGUAUUCAGCUAUUUUACUCAUCUAGAUAAAUUGAAGUUAGAUGACAAGCACAUGAGCAACAGAGAGUACUGGCAACGGCAAAUUAUUAUUGCCAGCAGGCAGAAGCGACCUGCCACCUUUGGCUUUUAUUCUCCUGCAAAAGAUGAAGCUAAAGAAGAGGGGCGGAACAUUAACCAAAAGAGGAGAAAGGCAUCCCGUCUUGUUUUUCUUGAGAAUGAAGAAGAGAACACGUGUAUGUAUUCUGACCCAGAGUCGGUGUCAUGUGAUGCUGAGAUUCGAAGCAGAGAGGAGAGUGUUCUGUCUGAUGCUGAAGCUGAAAUUGCUGAUUUGAUGAAUAGGGUUGAACUCAUGAAGAAAGAGCGUUCCAUUCUUUGGUUACGUGAGUUUAGGGUGUGGAUGGAUCAUGCUUCUGAGAAUUUUGUGGAAAUAACUAAACCUACUGCGAAAACAAUGCAUAAUGAAAAGGAGAAUUAUACAAAAAAAAGGUCAAGUAAAAGGUAUCUUGGCGAUAGUUCGAGAUAUGUCUCUGACUCUGUUCUAGCUUCUGGAGAUGAUAGUGGUACAAAUAUUUUAGAAUCUGAUAACUCCUUAGCAGAUAUGUCUAUUGUUUUGCCUGCUAAUCAAUACUUUACCCAAGUUAGUUCACUGGGGAAUGGUGGUGGGGUUUUUCUGGCUGGGGGAAUUGAUCUGAAAGAGGAGCAUCAGCAAUUUACAAGUUCCCACUCUGAUAUUUUUGCCAUCCAAGGUGCUCAUGGGGUGGUUGAAAAUGUCAUCAUAUCACCAUUAUCAGCCAUUGAUGAUAUAUCAGCGUCUCAUUCGUCUUCUGCUUACCCUGGAUCUCCCCCUCAUUAUCAAGAGGGCAUUCUUCAUCGUCGCCACACCUUAGUCAAGGAAAUUUUGCAGCUAUCCGCAGAUUCUUAUUCGGUGGCAUCAUCGGAUAGUAAUACCAGCUGUAAUGAUGAUGAUUUCUGUAAAUCAAUAUCUGCAGUUGAUAAGUCACUGAAUGAAUCUUAUCUUAGGAAUAUUGAAGAGCACUCAUCUUCAAUUGAUUUUGAGGAUAAGGAUUUUGACCAAAGACAUGAAAUUCCUCAUGUAAGAGAAAAUGGUAUAUCUUAUUCAUGUGAUGACCAAACCUCCAGAAUGCAGAAAUCUCCAAAUUCAGAACAGUUCCACCAUUCACACAACAAUGAUUUUCCUACUGCUGCUACUCUAGAUGAUGGACUUUCUCAAAUUUACAACCAAGAGGCUGAUUAUUUGGAGAAGAGAAAAGGCAAAAGGAAAUCAAAGAAAAGAGUGAUACCACUAGAAGGGGAGAAAAAUGUGGUUAGCAAGAAAGAGUCGUUUUUUAAAUCUAAUGGCAAUUUGGAUAUUCAUGGAGCUGAACAGACUUGGACAAAUGCAAUUGUAACCCCACCAAUGGAUGAUGCUCAUAAAUUCCCUGGGUCUAGGUGCUCAUCACUUGGGGAUGAUGGUUUUGUUGAGAACUAUUUCAAUACAAAUAUUGCAGAUCCCAGCAUGCAUGAAACUUGUCAGCAGUAUAUGCAUUGUGAUUGUGUACUUGUUCCUCAAUCCAAGUAUAGAGAGAGAUGCAGAGAGGUGGGUCUGGUGCUUAGCAGUGAAAACAAGUUGUAUGUUCUGUUCAUUGGUGUCGCAGGUGAUCAAUCAGGUCAGGAUAUGAUUGCAGGAACUAUCAUAAGUUUAGCAGGUUGCCACAAAGUUGAAGAUAUUACAGAGGUGUCAGUUGGUCUCGGACUUCAGGUUGUGAGGUUGUACAUUGACAGGGAUUCAGAGUACCUGUUUAUAACUAGAAGCAUCGAAAAGUCAAGGCAAUUAAUUAGUACCUUCAAAGUUUUGGAUUCUUCUGUGGCAAAUGAUAACUGUUCUUUACAAAGUUUGGAGCAGGUUCAGGUUGAGUUGUUUGAGAAACAAAUUUGUGGAGGUUCAAAAGUGAACUUAUACCAAUAUUCUAUGGUGCUAUUCUGGUGCAACCACAAUGGAGAGGAUAUAUGGCUUUCAAGAUCACUAUUUGUGAUGGGAAUGCAUAUGCUUGUGUGUGUUGAAGACCUUGUGCACUUCAGCUCCCUUUCGGUGGAUUCAUCUUGGCCCCCAUAUUUCUCACUCGAUUCAUGUUGCUCCAUUGUCGACUUAUCUGAGAUGGUCAUUGAGGCUAGAGAGAGGCUGUGUGUGACAUUAGCUCUUAAGCGUGAUGCAUCAGAGUUCUUCCCCUCUGCCAAAGCUGGCAAGUCAGCUAGCAAUUAUGAAAAGACAGGUCCAAGCUCUGUAACAUGGAAGCUCAGGUGGUUCUCCAUAGAGAGUCUGCUCAAUUUUGUGGCAUUGGUGAAGGCAAUCCAUGCAGGAACAUCAUUGUCUCCUUUGCAUGUAAGAUGUAUACCAUGAAGCCUUUUUGUUUCUUAUGUUUUGUUUGUUUUCUAUUCAUUUCAUUAUUAUUAUUAUUUUUAUUUUUA
Messenger RNA from Juglans microcarpa x Juglans regia, 3636 nucleotides. RefSeq lists its product as uncharacterized. Gene Ontology annotation, cellular component: cytoplasm. Gene Ontology annotation, molecular function: protein binding. The record is from RefSeq and is a predicted model, not a curated record. The coding region runs from base 260 to 3568 and encodes 1102 amino acids. The transcript is spliced from 11 exons. Lineage: Eukaryota; Viridiplantae; Streptophyta; Magnoliopsida; Fagales; Juglandaceae.